UCACUACACGUAGACUCUUAAGUCAGGACAGUGUCGUGCACACGUAAUGCAGUUGGCGAAUCCUAAGUUUCCUCUGGUUGUCAAGAUUGGCCAUGCACAUGCUGGAAUGGGAAAGGUAAGAGUAAGCAAUCACCAGGAUUUCCAGGACAUCGCCAGCGUUGUGUCUAUCACUAGUUGUUAUACAACAACAGAAUCCUACAUUGAUUCCAAGUAUGAUAUCCGUGUGCAGAGAAUUGGCAAUUCCUACAAGGCAUUUAUGAGAACAUCCAUCUCAGGCCACUGGAAAUCCAAUACUGGAUCAGCUGUGGUGGAACAAAUAGCCAUGACAGAGAGGUUCAAACUGUGGGUUGAUGAAUGUUCAGAGUUGUUUGGUGGCCUGGAUAUCGUAGCAGUUGAAGCCAUCCAUGGCAAAGAUGGAAAAGAUUACAUAAUAGAGGUGAAUGAUUCUUCUAUGUCCUUGCUGGGAGAAAACACAGAUGAUGACAGGAAACAGAUCGCUGAUCUUGUGAUUCAAAAGAUGCAUGCUACUCAUCUUGCAAACUCUAUGAGUAAAACUACCUCUGGGUCGAGCUUGCUGGGACCUCCAAACACCUCUAACAAUCCCAGCCCCCAGAAAUCUGGUCCCCAGACUCCAAGUACACCUAAGAGUACAACACCUACUGGCACCCCUCAGAGGAGCCAGUCUGCAACUCCAACUAAGAACACAGUUCAAGGAGGAGCAAUGGCACCUGGGACUCCGCCCCUGCCAACUAAAGUCACGCCCACAGAAGAGGAGGAUACAUUCAAAAAUCUCAAGAAAACAUUUGCCAACAUCUUUGGGGAUCUGUGAAUUGCAGCAAAAGGACUCACUUUGUUUUGUUUUAAAUGUUUGAGAUUGAAAAUUUGAAGAUUUGAACUGGUGGCUAGGUUAUAUUACUAAUUGGGCCAAACAUUACCAAGCAGUCAUUCACAUGUAAUGGAGUGCACGUGAAAUAUUCACAAAAUGAUUUUUAGAAGAAAGACUACCUUCAGCUGCCAAAAAACAAAAACAGUACAAAUUGAUGGAAGCUAGUGUAAGUUAAAUUGUGUCCUACCUUGAUCCCACCUGCAGCUUGGAAGACAUAAACCAAACAAAAAUGAUAGGUUACAGUCAGUAAACUUGUGACUUUGAACCCAAUCACUAUCUGCUGUCUGUAGGACAAUGCCCCCCCCCCC
Molecule: messenger RNA, 1194 nt
Organism: Patiria miniata (bat star)
Lineage: Eukaryota; Metazoa; Echinodermata; Asteroidea; Valvatida; Asterinidae
Product: synapsin-like
Exons: 7
Coding region: 47-829 (260 amino acids)
Biological process (GO): neurotransmitter secretion
Cellular component (GO): synaptic vesicle; synaptic vesicle membrane
Source: RefSeq, a predicted model, not a curated record